GUUUGCGUUGGGCCAAUAUUUGUAAAAGGUCAUCUUUCGACGAGGUUCGGUCAUCCUUAUCACAGUCGACUCCACUGAUAAGACACAGCACUUAUGACGCAUCAAUAAUUCACCAUAGGCUACUGCUGCAUUCAAUAACACAUUUAGAAUAAUUUUGUCAGUUUAUUGUCAUCUUGGGUGCGGUUAAGACACGUUGUUAGAAAGUUUUGUUCGAAUUUGACGUGAUUUGAUCUUGAAGUUGUAUGAAGAUUUUACAUUUUACUAACGGUCGACAAUACUAUUGUUUUUAAGUAGAAACUUAAAUCCAGCAGAUUGAAACAAUUGUAGCUGAUUGAAAUCCUGUUAUUGGCAGGAAAAGAGGGGAAGGAAUAAGAAGAAGAAAGGCGAGCAGCAGAAGGAGAAGAAGGGGCUAAAAUGUUAGAGAAAUCGACGAAGAGGUGGACGUUACUAGAGGAGGAAGCCGCAGUUAAACUGCUAUCUGUGUCGACGUGCACACUGCGUUGGACAUCGAGUCAAAAUCCAUGGACCUAAAUCCAUGGAGCCAAAAUCCUUGGAGCUAAAUCCAUGCAACUAUAAAAUGGCGGCACUAAGGUCGUGCUCCGUGUGGUGGCUGACAGCAUCAGAUAAGGAUGCUACACUCUGCCACUGCUAGCUCCACAAACGGAAAUCACAAGCCUUUAUGGUGCACGGCAAACAGACUCCUCCCUCACAGACCCCUCGCGGCAAGGAGAUCUUUCUGCUGACGUUGGCAAUUAUCUCGAUGAUGUGUAUUGUGUUCGAGCUGCAUGCAAACAUGGCCGACGACUGGACUGUCAACGCCAACAGUCGAACCCGGGUUCUGGUUUUGGCAGUCAUCUUGUUCCUGAUCAGCAUCGUCGUGUGUUACUACACCAUCAACAGGCUUGGCGUUCAACCGUGCAACCCUUCCAGAGAUCAGGGCAACCUAGGUUACUCAGACAGCAGCACGAGUCUUCUCUCCUACGACAUGCCACCUUGCUACGACUCCAUCAAACUCAACAUCCAGUUCCUGCCGCCUCCGGCCUACAAUGAGGUCAACCUGCAGGUCAACCCCAUUGGCAUGCUUGAGACCGCUCAUGACAAAGCAACCGGCUGAGCAAAUUCAUCUAAAAAUUGUAAAAAAUCUCAAUCACCAGAGCAACGUCUGGUGUUGAAAAAAGUAGGGCCGAAGUGCUGCCAACUGAUCGGAUUCGUGCAUGCCUUUUCAACACCAAGGCUGCCAACUGAUCGGAUUCGUGCAUGCCUUUUCAACACCAAGGCUGCCAACUGAUCGGAUUCGUGUAUGCCUUUUCAACACCAAGAUUGCCAACCUGAUGACACAGUUGACAACAUGAUUCGGUUUCCAACAAGUUGCCAAUUCUUCAACACCACAAUUGCUAAAAUGACAUAGUUGGCCACGCUUCUUAAACAUCACUUUUGCAAACUGAUUGAAGUUGGCCUUGCCUCUCCAACACUACUAUCAUAGGAUUGCCAUCUGAUGGAAUAAAGUUAUGUUUGCUAGGUCGUCACAGCAAGGGAAUAGUUAGUUCGGUCAAGAAAAUAUGCUUGAGAUGACAAUGGUGUGAGGUAGAAUAGACGGUUAGUGUGCUGUUUCUCUAUCAUUAACUGAUAGAUAGGACAGCCAACAUCAGCUUCUUCUUCACUGGGUAGCCAAAUCUAUUCCUGUGAAGUAACAUCCGUACCACUUUCAACAGUUGAUAAGCAACAUUGAUAAGCAAGUGAAUGUUUUCAUGCGAUGAAGAUGAAACAGGUUUUUUCAUAAUAAGUUGAGUAACAAUGCUUGUAUUAGAAUAGUUACAAAUAGUACGCUAAUUAUGGAUCUAUUUAUGUAAAUGAUUUUAAAAUUAUUCUAAGUACGUUUUGGUGUAAACCAAUCAUACGAAUGAUUCUAGUCGCUAGUUUAAUGUUACUGUUUGGUUAUUAUGGGUUGCUGAGCAACCAAAACCUGCUUAGUCAAGAAAGUUUCUAAAAUCGUUUAUUUUACGGCCCUUCGUUGGUAGUGGAGGAAUUGGGUGGCAUAAGAAUGGAGCUACUACUAUGUAUAGUGACGAUCACUUGAUUUGUAUAAGGAGCUGAAAGAAGGCUUCAAUAUAUAAUUUAAAAUAAAGCAUUUCAAUUAUUCAACAGAAGAGCAAUGAAAUCAUAAUAAUGCAUGGGACGAGGUGACCAUCAGAUAUAAAUUUAAAUUUACCCAAGUUAUAUGGCUUAAAAUAUUGUAGUUUCAACUACAUCAAGUUAAUAAUGAUACUCAAUAAUUAUUAUCAUUCAACUGGAUUAAUGUAAUUUCAAUUUUCAAUUUAAUUGUGUAAAAUCAAUCUUUCAAGAAUUUGUCAUUGAUUUUCUAAUAGCCUGUACACUAAAUUUAAAUAUUUAAUUAUGUAAUUAUAAGUAAUGAAUGGUGGAAGCUGAUACUUAUUUGGUUGUAUUAUAGUUGAUGUAAACAUUUUUAUGUAUAUAGGCUACUUUAUCAAGUUUAUUAAAAUGUAUAUACUGUAUAAUCCAUGUAAAUAUUCUCUUCUAUUGAAUCACGGUAACUUGAUGUAUAAUCGAAUGCUUUAUAACAAUAAAUAAGUUUGUUUUUGCCGAA
This is a messenger RNA of Nilaparvata lugens (brown planthopper), 2605 nucleotides long. RefSeq lists its product as uncharacterized. Lineage: Eukaryota; Metazoa; Arthropoda; Insecta; Hemiptera; Delphacidae. The transcript is spliced from 4 exons. The record is from RefSeq and is a predicted model, not a curated record. The coding region runs from base 680 to 1114 and encodes 144 amino acids.